AUGUGGCGUCCACUAUUCGCUGCCCUCGCCCUCCUUGCUACUGUACUCGAUGCCCAAGAUCGACCACGCACCCCUCAGCACCCACCCCGGACGGAUGCUCACGAUGGGCCCUCGGCUAAAGCUGAAGGCCAGAUGCUCUUCGGGAUUAUUUUUGCCCUGUUGAUUUGCUGCUGCUGCUGUUGCUACAUUGCCAGCUGUGUCGCGAUUUGUAUCCCGCUCUGCAGGAAGAAGAAGGAAAUCAAAGAAGAGGAGGCCGCAGAAGAGAAAUCUAGGAUGAGCAGCGCACCGAUGAACUUUGACGGACCGUGCCCAUAU
Molecule: messenger RNA, 315 nt
Organism: Mesorhabditis spiculigera
Lineage: Eukaryota; Metazoa; Nematoda; Chromadorea; Rhabditida; Rhabditidae
Source: the annotation of a GenBank genome assembly